Messenger RNA from Alligator sinensis (Chinese alligator), 6027 nucleotides. It is a transcript of the gene RASSF2, whose product is annotated as Ras association domain family member 2. Gene Ontology annotation, cellular component: cytoplasm; nucleus. The record is from RefSeq and is a predicted model, not a curated record. Gene Ontology annotation, biological process: signal transduction; positive regulation of JNK cascade; regulation of non-canonical NF-kappaB signal transduction. NCBI's taxonomy places the organism in Eukaryota, Metazoa, Chordata, Crocodylia, Alligatoridae. The transcript has 11 exons. The coding region runs from base 150 to 1127 and encodes 325 amino acids.
CUCUUGUUUCCUUUUCUCCCUAAACAAUUCAGAUCUCUGCUCCUCAUGAAAGAAGAGCGUGAGGAUGGAUCCCCUUGUCCCCUGCGGAAAAGACAGAUACAUUUCCAUAAAUGAACUGAUGUUGCAUUUGAAGACAUACAACUUAUAUUAUGAAGGUCAGAACUUGCAGCUCCGGCACAGAGAGUGGAGAUUAUUCUACAUGUGUCCCAGAGAGCAGGAGCUCUGAGGCUUUGUUAGUGAUGAUGGAUUGGAUCUGGGCUUGGGGAACCUUGGAGGAGGAGGAGGAAGGCGAGUUUAUCGUCGAGGGUUUGCUGAACAUCUCCUGGGGCUUGCGCCGGCCUAUUCGUUUGCAGAUGCAGGAUGACAACCAGCGAAUCCGGCCCCCUCCAUCCUCUUCCUCUUGGCACUCUGGCUGCAAUCUGGGAGCACAUGGGUCGGUAGUGAAGCCAAGUACCUUACCAGAUAUUCAGAUAACAGAUGUAGAUGCUAUGACAGAUGCUGAGGGUCCUGAAAGUGGAGCAGAUGUCAAUGACUUAAAAUCCCAGCCGGAGGAGACACCGCAGCUGAUGAGGACCAGAAGCGACGUGGGUGUGCGCCGCAGGGGAAAUUUUCGCACCCCGAGUGAGCAGCGGCGGAUCAAGCGCCAUCGCUUUUCCAUCAAUGGGCACUUCUACAACCACAAAACCUCUGUGUUCACGCCAGCCUAUGGCUCCGUUACCAAUGUCAGGAUAAACAGCACAAUGACAACUCCUCAAGUCCUCAAACUGCUGUUGAACAAAUUUAAGAUUGAAAACUCUGCUGAAGAAUUUGCAUUGUAUAUUGUCCACACCAGCGGAGAAAAGCAGAAGCUGAAGACUACAGACUACCCCCUGAUUGCCCGCAUCCUACAGGGGCCAUGUGAACAAGUCGCCAAGGUUUUCCUGAUGGAGAAGGACCAAGUCGAAGAAGUCACCUAUGAUGUUGCUCAGUAUAUCAAAUUUGAAAUGCCAGUUCUCAAAAGCUUCAUCCAGAAGCUCAAAGAAGAAGAAGAUCGUGAAGUGAAGAAGCUCAUGCACAAGUACACUCACCUCCGAGGAAUGAUAGAACAAAGACUAGAAGAGAUUUCUGAGAGCCCAGCAACAAUCUAAAGUUCUUUUCAGCACUGUGCCAUGGGCCUGACUUGGCAACAGAUUCUCUUUUAAGAAUAGUUGUUUACAUGAAGAAUAUGCUGUAAUGAGAGAAGAUGCACUUCCUUCUGGGAAUCGAACCUGACCACACACAACCCUGCUGAGACUGAGGUGUGCCCUGUAUCUGCUCAGCAGACUUUCGUGCGGAUGAGCCAAUGGACUUGUUCCACAGAAGGAACAUCUUCCAGUAGUUACCCCUCCCCAAAUCCACCCAAGGAAGUAAUUUGCUGAAUGCAAGUAUGUGUCUUGUGUGGGGGGGAAAAUACCCUUCAGAAGUGAUUUUUGGAACGACUGUGCUUAGUAUUUGCUAAGAGGGGAGCUACUUUACUAGCGUGCUGAAGGGAAAGACUUUGGGAUAUUUCUACCAAGGUUAUGGUGCCAUGCCCAACUGCUUUAACCUGCAGAGUUUGGACUGAAGAGUCAAUUCAAGAGGAGUAGGUCAUAUUCUUUUGCCUUUUGCCUAAUCCCACUCUGAGAAAUUUAACUGUGCUAAAUUCUGACAUUACUAUGCAUAUAUUUUCAUGUCUGUAUGAAAAAGAAAGUAAACAAAAUGCAAGUCCAUUGAAACUAGCAUUUGCCAUACCAGCACACUUAAAACAUGACCAGUCCUGGUCAGUGCACCAAACUGGUCCAAGGUCACAGUAACUACAAUAACUGCAAUAAUUGCUUCUGACUCCAGCUUAUGUUGAGUUGCAAUGCAUUAGGAAAUGUGUUUUGAUUGCAAAGGUGAAUGUACUGUGUAGCUUUGUUCUACGUGGGAUCCUUUGCCGUGUACUUUUUCCUUUUGAGAAGGUUCUGCCAGAAUGUAGCCAGAGGGAGCUUUUGUUUUACUUGCACUGGUGAAAGAUAGGUUUUGCUCCUCUCCUGCUUGGAUUUCUCCCCUUCUUUCUUGUCAGGAAAACUCCCCCCAUGCUCAGCCAUUCCUGACCUGUUUUUAGUUUAUUUCUCAUUAGGGACUCUCUAUCCACAUGCAAAUGGUCUUGGCUUUCCCCCUGUUUGUUGCCAUUGAGCUAGAGACACUCAACCAUAGUGGCAAGUUAAGCACUGGUCCUCAAAGAGCUAGCCCACAAUAUGAAGCAAGCAGUCUGCUCUGGCCCAACCCUGGUGUGCCCUUUUCAUCUGUGUAUCACAAAGCUAGGAGAAGGCAGGUAUUGUCUGAGCAGGAAGCGGGAGACUGGUGGGAGAUAAGCUUGGAUGGGGGCACCCUGACAGCCCUGACUACUUUCUGACCCAAGAUGUGUCAGGAGAGCUGCAGGGGUCAGGGUGGGGCAGAAGUUCUUGAAGCCCUGUAAUUGUAACCUUUACUUUUUUGUGGCUUGAGUGUUUUAGGAGAGUAGCUCUGCUUCUUGAGCCAUCUUGCUUUAAUGCCUGUCUCAAGCAGGGAUAAAAGACUCCCAUCUUUGUCCAGACUUAUGCCAAGCAAUUCCGCCCAUGAUAGUGUGCCUUGGGUUUGCAGUCUUGAAUGGAGCAUGUCAUGCCAUUAACUGAAGUUUUAAAUUCCUGAAAACAGCACACCUGUCCCUCUGCCAUGUGAAUAAUACUUUUCAGCUUCACACUUGCCCCAGUCUCCCUGGGGGAAGAGCUAGCUAGCCUUUGGAAAUCUGAUGUCUUAAAUCUUUCUCUAAGCAUCUGCCUCUGAAUCUGCAUGGCAUGGUGGAUGUAGAAGCACAGUGGGAGUUUGCAAGGCAUUUAUUUGGGCAUGGGUAGAGGCUUGCUUCUUGACUCAACUCUUCCUUUGGAGUGGAAGCCUAACAGUGGCAAUAUGAGGAUUUUGCUCUCUUGUUCCAAUCAUUAACUUGCUAUGUUAAACCAUGUAUACUUACCUGGGGCACAGACUGAGCGUCAAGUAAGAAGUUCUGCUUUUUAGAUGAUGACCUGAAAGGUUGAUUUAAUGCAGAGCUUAAACCAAUAGAAAACAAGGCAGUGGCGUGAUCUAAUGUUAAGGCCUCUUCAUUCAUUUGAAGAGUUCUGGACUAGGGAAGAAAAACAUGAGUUGUUAUCCAAGCUGUGAUGUGAGGGGAUAUAUUGCUGGAUAAGGUAGCAGGUUUAUAGCAUGCAGUUGACAGGUUUCAGAUGACCCUUGAGCCGUGAGGUUCUCUGUCUUCAGUGAAUACCCCGGGAAAUUAUCCAUGCAAUGUCAUUUAAUUUGAGAUGGGACUUGGAUGCUUCAGGGGCUGCAUCUCUAUUUUCUUUGUUCUUUGGGUUCCUGGUUGUGGUGGGGCUUAGAGGACUCCUUUACCCCUCCAGUCCCUCUUUCCACAUAUAUCAGACCCACUGGCAGACAAGGUAAAUUACACAAAGUUGCAUUUUCAACCGACUGACAGAAUCACUAGCUCUGCAUUGCUGUGACAAGCUGUCUAGUGGGGAUUUCACCCUUUUGUAUCUUAGUAUAGAUCAGGCUUCCGUCUGUGGACAAGUAGUUGAUGUGCUCCAGAGCUCCUGGAGCGAGAGAUGCUCGCGGUCUGUAUAUUGCACAGCAUGAACUAUGGAUGGCGUUAUCCCUUCACCUCUGGACUGCUUUUAUUUUGUUUAAGUAACUCCAGUCAAACCUAGUCCAGUUCCAGCUGGAAGAGGCUAUAUAAGCUGAUUUGUUUUGUUGGCUGUUCAGUGGUCCUCUCAGGAAGCAAGUGUUGGGUGUGACUUUCCCAGUGAACUGGUCCUAGCGGCAUGAUGCUUCAUGCCAGAAUUGGUGGUAGGUAGCCUUUUCUCAGUGGCCAAAUGAACAGAAAGUCUCAGCAUUGAGUAGUCCAUGAAGAUAGUGAAGGCACAUUGGGCACAGGAGUGUUUGGGGGAUGUUUCUAUGGCCAUUACUCAUGCCAUGCCUGUUUAUGUAGGUAACCCAAGGCUUUCAGGGCUGUGGUUCAACAGGUAGUUUAAGCAUAGGUUGGAAUUCCAGUGACUCCAUUGUUUCAAGUUAAGCACACACUUUGCUCAGAUAGAGGUUCCUAGCCUUGUUCAUCAGCACUAACCUCUCACGUGUGGUUUGAAGAGGAAACCCUACCCAUUCCUACACAAUGUCACAACAGAGUAACCUACAGCAAAGGUGAUGUAUUAGAAGAAAAAAAAUUGAUUGCAAUAAUUGAAAGGAGAAGGGGAGCUUUUAAUAUAGGUUUAAAUAACCUGGGAAAUAUUUUCCUUAGUUGGUGGCUUCUGCUGAAAGGAAAAGUUACAGUUGAAUGUUGUUGGGACUUCCUGUGGGAGAAUUCCCUCCCGGUGUGUGUGUUUCUCUCUUUAAUGUUUGCAUAUAACCCUUUCCCUUGACCCCUGCUAUCUGAUUUGCACUAGUCCUAUUGUGGAAUUAAAACAAAAAUAAGAUGCAGGCUCUGGUAGACUAAACACGCCAAAUAUCUCUCUCAAAAAUAGAGUUUACAGUAAUGAGCUUCUCUUGAAUGAUGUUGCAAUGAAACUCGACCAGCACAAGGACAGUAUGAAGAGUUGCACCCUGAAUUUCCAAGUAGAAGGGAUCCUGGAGAUGAUUCCAGACCUGUUUUGGGGAUCAAAAGCACAAAAGAAAGAACCUGUGAAUUCCUUCUUGUCUCCUUAUUUUGGAGUUCAAGUGAUGUUUUUUUUUGUUGUUGUUCAUGAAAUGGAUGAAGUUAAGUUUGCUAUUGUCCACGGGGAGACGGUGGGGAGAGCUAUCUCUUAAGGCUCGCAGCUAGUGUAUAUGGGGCUUGCCUGCAUUAGUGUCAUUUUCUCUGAUUUAGAUGUUCCCUCCUAUAUCAGAAAAUAGAGACUUGCCCUUAUCCAGUAUGAGCUCCAUUUUGCACUGCUGCAGCAAGCCUAUUAAAAGGCAAGUUUCCCUAAUGUAGAUGGACCUUCACCUGGGCAUUGUAGCGAGGGAUUUGUUGAGGUAGUUAGUUAGCAAGCAUUAGGACUUCAAGCCAAAGGAAGUAGUGGGCACAGCAUGCCCUCAAAGAUUGUUUCUUGCUGCCCCUGAAGUAAUGCAUAGAGGAAGCCCAGUUAAAGGGGAACUUGCUUUAUGGGAAAGUCUGGGAAUUAAGCUCUGGUGACAGAACAAGUGCUUCAGGGAGACAGUUGCAGUUAUCAGUAUUAUUUCCUUUGGGGUCUAGCAAAGCUUUUUCAUGGGGUAGAAAGUGGAGCUAAAAGAGGGUUUCAGGGUCAGCAUAAUAAUGGUCUCCAAGCUGAAUAUGAUUUGAUCUCAGGUCUUCAGAGGUCUCUUUUGAGACUUGCUGCCUCAUGGGCUGGCUUUGGAUACCUUCUCCUUUGCAAAGAAAUGCAUGGGGCAAUUCUGCAUCGUUGUUUCUGAAGGGAAUGAGCAGCAGCCAGAAUGACAGCACUGUCAAGUGGGAGGAACAGACCGGAGCCAUGCCAGAAGCAUUUCCCACCCCUCGCUCUCCAAGCGGACAUCUGAGAUUCUUGUGAUUUCAAACCCAGAUCUGUAACUAAAACCAUUACUGGGUUAAUCCCAGUUUCUCCUUUUCCACUGCAGUUUGAGCCUCAGCUACCACCUGCAGUAUCUGCCCCAGGAUAUCUGUGUACAUCUAUACUAGGACAUUUGUAUGCAUCUAUCUGUGGAGCUAAACUAGCAAUACCUUUUUGUACAUCAAUGCUAACUGAAAAAACAUGGUGACUUCCUUCCUUUUAGUUUUUUCAAUGCACCUCUGUAAGCUUUUUUUUUUUUUUUUUUAAUGGUACCUUUUACGGCGACCUGACCAACAUUUGUGUUACCGAGAGUAUUGUAAAGUGACAGAUGCUUUUUAUAUAUUUUGACCAUGACUUUUGACAUUGCCUCAUUUAUUAACAAGAACAUUUUUAUGUAAUUAUUCAAUACAUUCUGAAAGCACAUAACUUAGAUCCUGUUUUGUUUUAAAUAAAGCACUUUGCAGAUAGAAAUGCUACU